Messenger RNA from Centruroides sculpturatus (bark scorpion), 1448 nucleotides. RefSeq names its product cytochrome P450 3A2-like. The transcript is spliced from 13 exons. NCBI's taxonomy places the organism in Eukaryota, Metazoa, Arthropoda, Arachnida, Scorpiones, Buthidae. Gene Ontology annotation, molecular function: iron ion binding; oxidoreductase activity, acting on paired donors, with incorporation or reduction of molecular oxygen; monooxygenase activity. The record is from RefSeq and is a predicted model, not a curated record. The annotation marks the transcript as partial.
ACAAAUUUUUCAUCGUUAACUUUAUAGGUAAUCAUACAAAUUUUGAUAUGAGAUGGAGAAAGAAAAGAUUCUCUUACUUUGUCAAUUUAGGGAUUCCUGGACCAAAACCGAAAUUCUUUUCUGGAAAUAUGGGUGACAUUAUAAAUAAGGGAGUUGCAAAAUGUCAUUACGAUUGGAUUAAGAAGUAUGGAAAUGUUGUUGGUUAUUUCCAGGGCUCCAGGCCUGUUUUGCUAGUCUCCGAUUUGGAAUUCUUGAAGUAUUUUAUGGUUGUAAACUAUAUGAAUGCAUCUGGAAGAGAGUGGUUUAUCGAAGAUGGUGGAAUACCAUUGAAGGCAUUCAGGGAAACAUCAAUUGGAAGUGUUAGUGGAAUGUAUUGGAAAGAACUUCACAAUUUAAUGUCUUCAGCUUUCACUAGCAGAAAACUGAAAGGAAUGAUACCAAUAUUGGAAAAAUCUAUUACUCGUGUCUUAAUGAAGAUAGAGAAGAAAAUUGAAAAUAAAGAAUUUGUUCCGAUGAAAACAUUAUUUAGCCAAUUAUGUUUCGACAAUACAAUGACAAAUAUGUUUGGAAUAGAAAAGGAUGAAUCAGAAAUGUACAGAAAGUUUCACGAAGACAUUCAACAACUAGCAAAUAUACCUCAGAAAGAUAUAAUUAUAGCUCUUGCUUUAUGUUUUCCGGAAUUUUCAACUGUUUUUACGUUGAUAAGAGAAGCUAAGGAUAAGAUUUCAUAUUAUUUAGGAAAACCUUCAUGCUUUGGAGCUUAUAAGAAUUUAUUAAAUGUGCUUCGUCUGAGAAGAUCAAAUCCUCAAAUUCAACGGGAUGAUUUCGUACAACUUUUAAUGAAAGCUGGAACUGAGAAUGAAAGUGAAAAUGAAAAUAAUAGUACGAAGCAAAGGACAUUAACGACGGAUGAGAUUCUUAUAAAUAUGAUGAGUUUUACUUUUGGAAGUUAUGAAACAGUAAUCUCGGCAUUAACAUUCGCUUUGUAUAUGAUGGUAAAACAUCCCGAAAUCCAAGACAAAGUUAGAAAAGAGCUGAACUUAUUAAACACGAAUAAGGCAGAAGUGGAAAAUUCUUUUUUGUGUGGAAUUCCUUAUCUCGAUCAAGUCAUUCUCGAAACUACCAGAUAUUACACUUUAAUUCGAUUUUUGUUAAAUCGAAAAGUAACAGGAGAAAUUAAAUGGAAUUCAAUAACGUUACCAAAGAAUUUGGUUCUACAAGUGGCUGCCUAUCAACUGCAUCACGAUCCUGCAUAUUGGGAAAAUCCUGAAACGUUUGAUCCGGAUCGAUUUUCAGUAGAAAACAAACAAAAGAUAAAUCCAAUAGUUUUCCAAGGCUUUGGAUACGGUCCUAGAACCUGCAUUGGAAUGCGAUUUGCUUAUCUCUCCAUAAGACAGAUAUUCACACAUCUUUUAACCAAAUAUAAAUUCGAAAUAUGUGAAGAAACG